ACAAAACUUGAUACGCCUGCUUGCAACUUAUACCUGAGUCCCAGUGCAACUGAGAGGUCUGAUCAUCUCAAACUUCCCCUGUAAAAGAAAAGAGAAAUGGCCUCCAUCACUGCUUAUACUACAACCUCGUCAGUGGCAUGUGCUGCUCUUAUGCCCAAGGCAUCCAUUGAUCGUCCCGCGUGUGCUCUUGGAUUGCCAGCGAUGACAAAGAUGGGAAAGGUGAGGUGUUCCAUGGAGGGAAAGUCAGGAGCGGAGGAGAACGAGUCAAAGUUGGGGAUGGGUGCAUCCUUGAUUGCUGCAGCAUGUGCUGCAACCAUGUCAGGCCCGGCCGUGGCACUGGUGGAUGAGAGGAUGACCACAGAAGGACUUGGGCUCCCCUUUGGCUUGAGCAACAACCUACUUGUUUGGAUCCUUUUGGGUGUCUUCGCUUUGAUUUGGUCCCUCUACGUUGUGUACGCCAGCACCCUUGAAGAGGACGAGGAGUCUGGAUUGUCUCUAUAAACUCCACAACUCUGGUCUUACCAAAUUUGUGUAAUACUACUUCCAUUUGAUGGUGUUUCUGUAAAACUUUUGUUUGGAUUGGUAUUUAUUUUCCCAAAUAUAUUUGCUUACGUCAU
Messenger RNA from Coffea eugenioides, 617 nucleotides. RefSeq names its product photosystem II reaction center W protein, chloroplastic. The record is from RefSeq and is a predicted model, not a curated record. NCBI's taxonomy places the organism in Eukaryota, Viridiplantae, Streptophyta, Magnoliopsida, Gentianales, Rubiaceae. The coding region runs from base 97 to 501 and encodes 134 amino acids. Gene Ontology annotation, cellular component: photosystem II; chloroplast. The transcript has 2 exons. Gene Ontology annotation, biological process: photosynthesis.